GAUAUUUUCCCCCUACUGCAACCUUUCAGCUAUUUUUCAACCCCAAGGUCCAGUCACAAGACCUUAGCAGCCACAAUGUCUUCUACUUCCGCCCCAAUUGUGAAAUCUGCAGAUAUGGAACAAGAGCAACAAACAGAAGCUCUUGAAAUAGCUUCUACUCUUUAUGCUGAACUCAAAAGUAAACAAUCAGAGCUAGCGUCAGCGCUUAAGGGCAAACUAGAUGAAACUUUCGGUGGUCCUUGGCAUGUUGUUGUGGGUAAGAGCUUUUCUUCUAGUGUUUCACAUGAAAAGAAUGGCUUUAUCUACUUCUACAUCGAGAAUCUCGCCUUUCUUUGCUUUAGAACUGCUUGAAGGACCGUUCUACUUUGAUUUCGCUCACAUAACCACGAGCCCAUAACUUUAAAUAUACAGAUAUAUAAUACCUACCUAUCUGAAUUGUAACUAACUAACUUUCUACC
Pichia membranifaciens NRRL Y-2026 is the source of this 458-nucleotide messenger RNA. RefSeq lists its product as hypothetical. Gene Ontology annotation, cellular component: cytoplasmic dynein complex. NCBI's taxonomy places the organism in Eukaryota, Fungi, Ascomycota, Pichiomycetes, Pichiales, Pichiaceae. The coding region runs from base 76 to 351 and encodes 91 amino acids. Gene Ontology annotation, molecular function: dynein intermediate chain binding; dynein light intermediate chain binding. The transcript has 2 exons. Gene Ontology annotation, biological process: microtubule-based process; cilium assembly. The record is from RefSeq and is a predicted model, not a curated record.